Messenger RNA from Suillus bovinus, 838 nucleotides. RefSeq lists its product as uncharacterized. The coding region runs from base 157 to 723 and encodes 188 amino acids. Lineage: Eukaryota; Fungi; Basidiomycota; Agaricomycetes; Boletales; Suillaceae. The transcript has a single exon. The record is from RefSeq and is a predicted model, not a curated record.
ACAACCUCAACAGCAACAACAGCAACCAUCACCGAGUGCGAGCCACCCAGAGAUCUAUGAAAGACGGUGACUAACACAGACCACCACCCCGCAGAUAUCCCACCAAAAGAUAUUGCCCAACGGCCUGACGAUACCAACAGACAGCUUGCACCGGUCAUGCUCACCCCAGAAGACCGCGAACGCAGCCGCUCGAACCAGCGCCAAGCCCCGGCAGAAGACAAGGGUAAACAACGUGCACCAGCAGAACUCCUCUCUGAGGACCGCGCCAAGCGAAGCCCAAACCCAGUAGAUGACCGCGGAAAUCAACGUGCACCAGAGUUCCUCUCUGAGGACCGCGCCAAGCGGAGCCCGAACCCAGUAGAUGACCGCGGAAAUCAACGUGCACCAGAGUUCCUCUCUGAGGACCGCGCCAGGCGGAGCCCGUACCCAGUAGAUGACCGUGGAAAACAACGCGCACCAGCAGAGCUCCUCUCUGAGGACCGCACCAGGCGGAGCCCAAACCCAGUAGAUGAUCGCGAAAAACAACGUGUACCAGCUGAGCUCCUCCCCGAAGACCGUGACCGCGCGAGACUGCGCCCACCCACUACAGAAGACCGCAGCAGACAACGCGGCCCCGCAGAGGUCCAGCAAGCCCAACAAUACAACGAGCGUUCCCCUCUCUUCACGCCCCCUCAGUCGGUAUACGGAGGUGCAGGGUCAAGCCGCGGGCAUGAGGACAUAUAGUCGCCGCCAGCCCUCGCCCGCCGACUCAGAUGACAUUGUCAUGGUAGAUAACCGCGCAGAGUCCCAGCCCAAAUCAAGCUUUUGGGCGCGCAUCACAGGUGGUGUAAAAGACAAA